GCAGUGGGCACAGCAAUCUCUCUCUGUGUGUUACUCCCCCGCCCCUCAUCACACACACACAUAACGCAUACCAAACUCACUCCCCGUCCAAACAUGUUUUAUCCUGGAGCCAUGAAGGAGCAGCCAACCAGGAAAGAAGGGCGCAAAAUCAAAGCGAAUUAAGCUUGAUAAUCAGCACUUUGAGAGCGGCCGCGGCAUGUACGCCCAAUACUGUACACUACAGUCGUAAAGCAAAAACUUCUGGUAUUUUAUACAGGCGACAAUAAUACCCCUUCUACUAUAUCUCUCGAUGGCUUGAUUAUUUUGAAGCCUAUCGUCGGUGGUUUUUGGUCAAGGCACGGCCAGGGCUCAAGCAUUCGAGAUGCACGGUGGAUGCUGCCGCCAACCACUGCACCACAACACGGACACCGCCACGGGCCCAGUUCUAUCAUGGUGUUCAAACGGAGAGCGAGGAGGAUGCGUCUUGGGCUGCGGUGCUAUCGGGUGGGGCCCACGUGGCUCUGGAAGGCCCUGCUGGUGUUCGUGGCCAUUGCCUUCGCAGGACAGCUUCUGGGAGUCAUUUACAACAAAAGCCUCCAGCAGGACAGGUUGCGGUGGUUGUUCUCGUCCGAUGACCAGGGCCCGUCUCUGGGCUCCUGUCGGCCCCGCAGCCAUGUCAUGUUCCUGAAAACCCACAAGACAGCCAGCAGCACUGUCCUCAACAUUCUCUACCGAUACGGAGAGGAGAACGACCUGCUCUUCGCCCUGCCUCUGGGGUAUCAGUUCGACUACCCCCUCCCUUUCAACGCCCACAGGGUCAAAGGUUACAGAGGGCCCCGUGUGGCAGAAUUCAGCAUCAUGGGAAACCACAUGCGCUUCAACAAACCAGAGGUAGGGAAGGUAAUGCCAGCCGACACCUUCUAUUUCUCCAUCCUUCGUGACCCUGUAGCGCUCACCGAGUCGUCCUACGCCUACUACAAAUCCGUUGCCCCUGCCUUCAGGAAAGCCAAAGACCUGGGAGACUUCGCAGACAACCCCUGGAAGUACUACAACCCCCGUCUCCAUAACAACCACUACGCUCGCAACCUGCUGUGGUUCGACUUCGGCCUGGACCACAACGCCAACUUCUCCAUCGCACUGGCGCAACGAGGUGAAGUGGCCAUCCGACGUGCCUUCAAACUCAUCCUGGUCUCGGAGCACUUCGACGAAUCCAUGGUACUGCUCCGCCACGCCCUCUGUUGGCCUCUGGACGCUGUCGUCUCCUUUAGCCUGAACGCCCGGCAGCAAAAGUCCAGUGGAAGCAGCUCCUGGGUGGAUAAAGCGGCCGCUGCUCAGCCCCCCGCCAAGACUCUCACAGACAACCAACGCCAGAAGCUCCGGGAGUGGAAUGCCCUGGACUGGCACCUCUAUCAGGCGUUCAACCGCUACUUCUGGGACGAAGUGGAUCGCUUUGGGAGAGCCAGAAUGGACCAAGAGGUCGUUCUACUCCGGACCCGCCGGGAGUUGCUGGCUAAGGCUUGUCUGAGGGAAGGCGGGAAGCCGGUAGAGGCAAGCCGCAUCCGAGACAAGAACAUCAGGCCCUUCCAGAGUGGCUUGGUGAAGAUCCUAGGAUAUGAGCUCCAGCCUGGGCUGGACAACGCUACCCGUCAGGCCUGUCUGAGGAUGAUCAGGCCGGAGAUUCAGUAUAAAGAUCUGCUGGAUGCCAGGCAGUUCCCCAGGGCAGCUCCCCAGCCUGCCCAGGCUCCGCCCCCAGCUAUCCCUGCUGGGGGAGCCUACGUGAGGAAAAGCCCCUCCUCCCAACUCAGGACAGGAGAGCUGGGAGUGGAGGGAGGAGGGAGGAUUGGGGAGGAGGAGAGGGACUGGGACGGGAGUCGGUUAUCUCGUAGUAAUAAUAAUAACCAAACAUUGGCGCGAGAUAGAGGGGGGAAAAGGAACAUAAGAUAGUUUUCCAUCCAGAAUGAAUUCCAGGUGGGGAGUGGAUAAGACUAAACCCCGCAUGAGCCUGUGUACUCGUACUCAAGCACUUGUUGAGUAUUUCUAUUACUCAAGUACUACUGAAGUACUCCGAAAGACCCAUUCUCCCUCCAACCCUGCUGUACCUCCACUUUAUUGUACAUUCUCGUUUUUCUGGCACAUCUUAUGACUCCUUUAUGAAUGGUUAUGACUGGUUAUGACUCCCUUAUGUUCAUAUUGACUAUGUAAGGGUGCGAAUUAUGGGGAAGCUAAGCUUCCCUGAAUGACACAUGAGCUUCUAUAAAGGUAAUAAAAGUCCCAAAAUGUUUUUUUGGGGGGAGGGGUAUUGAUAAUUUGACCUAGACACGCACCGACAGCAAGACGCAUCAAUCUUACCACUCAGUAUGUGUUGCCCAUAUAUCUGAUGCUGUCGGGACCAAACAAGUAUGACAGAGGGGUGGCGUUUCGCACGCUCUGGUCCUUUCUCUGGUGAGAUACAAGUAACUGCCAAAAUAACGGAAACACCAACAUCAGGUGUCUUAAUAGGGCGUUGAGCCAGAACAGCUUCAAUGCGCAUGUCGCCGUGGCAUAGAUUCUGGAACUCUAAGUGUCUGGAACUCUAUUGGAGCGAUGUGACACCAUUCUUUCAUGACAAAUUCCAUAAUUUGGUGUUUUGUUGAUGGCGGUGGAAAAUGCUGUCUCAGGCACCACUCCAGAAUCUCCCAUAAGUGUUCAAUUGGGUUGAGAUCUGGUGACACACACACACACAAACCCUUUAAACCCCCUAUGCUCAUUUGAGACCCCUUUUUCAAAAUCACUGAGAUCUCUUCUAGUCAUGGUAGCCAAAAUAAUGGGCAACUGGUCAUUUUUAUACAUGACCCUAAGCAUGAUGGGAUGUUAAUUGCUAAAUUAACUUAGGAACCACACCUGUGUGGAACCACCUGCUUUCAAUAUACUUUGUAUCCCUCAUUUACUCAGGUGUUUCCUUUGCGAAUUGAGGGAAAAUUACUAAACUUAUUUUUGUAUUUUUUUUUAUUGUUCACAUUUUUGGGAAAACAUGGCUUCCCUUGGCAUCCAAGAAUACACCCACUGUAGAAGACCUAAUGACAAUCACCAAAUGUCAUUACACUGAUGGUGUCUGUAACAGAUGUCUCUUUCUAUUCAUUAAAUGGCACGUGCACAGUGCACUGUUUGGAUGCUGGAAUUAUUUUGGAGUGGAGGAACGUGCGCAGCCGCAGGUAGCCUACUUUUUGAAGUGAUAUAUUUGACAAUCAGAUGACAACUUCAUGACUGGUUGUGUUCAUGCCACAUUAAAAUGUAAUACAUUUUUACAGAUAAAUGAUAAAUAUAUCUUUACUAUUAGGCCAAUAAAAAUGAAAAAUCCUAGUAGAGGCUCCCCUGAAUGUCACAGUAUAGUUCGCUCUCUGGACUUUAUGAACACUGUGGACGUGAAAUGGAAUUGCAUUGCAUUCAGUGGGCCAACUGUUGUUCAAAAAGUUUGCUUCUCUGCUUGAGAUUCGGAGGUCCAACUUCUCUUGCACGAUCAAAUUGUCAGCAUUUUUUUCGUUUUUAGAAAAAUAACUUGGCUUUUACCUUUUUCUUGAAUGCUAAUGUUAAAACACAAACAGGCAGCCAGCCAUAGCUACUGUAAAUGCUGGGAUAGGGAUGAUGUGAAUUGCAUGUUCUGACUGAGGAUCGGAAUGGGAUCCAUCCCUCUGAACACAGUGUGCCUGGCGUAGAAAAUGUAGUCCAUAUGAAGCAGCGGAGGCUGGUGUGAGGAGGACAGCUCAUAAUGGCUGGAAUGCAAUGAAAGGAACGGCAACAAUCACAUGGUUUCCAUGUGUUUGAUAGCAUUCUAUUCAUGCCAUUACAAUGAGCCUGGCCUAUAAUUUAAAAUGACACCAACCUCCACUGAUACAAAGCCAGCAUUGAAGAGCAGUGAAUCUCACAAUAGGCCUUACUGUGAUGUCUUCUAGAGAGAUAGAUGGAAAACAUCUUAAAGGCCCAAUGCAGCCGUUUUUAUCUCAAUGUCAAAUCAUUUCUGGCUACCAAUAAAGUAAUAGACUUCUAUUAAAAAGGGCAAAAAUAGUUUCUUGAUGAAAAAAUUCUCAAGCUAGAAUUUUGCUAGGAAUGUCUGGGGGGGUGGACUGAACUAGCUGUUAUUGUUAUCUAUUAAACAAUUUAUCGCAUGGUGAUGUCACCAUGGAAAGCCGUAACUCCAGCCCAUGCAAGCCUGCUGAUUAGAAGGUCCUGUUUAGAUAUUUAUUUUUCGACCAGCAACUAUCAGGAAAUAACACUGAUAAUAACAAUGUAAAAAAACUUCUACAGUGUUAGUUUCAUCAGCGGUAUCAAUUAUAACAGAAUUUUGACUGCACUGGGCCUUUAAUGUUAACACAUGGUACUUUGAGAGGGACCGACAUGUACUGUAUCUGAACUGAAGCACUGUGGUUGAAUGGAUAGCAAGUCUGACUAUGAACCUUUUUUAGUGUGUCUUUUCAUACUGUAUGUACAGUGUAUGUAAUAUAGUAUACCCAGUAUUUCCCUGGCUCAAUGGUAGGUUUCAAUGCGAGCUAUGAUUCCACCCCCUCACAUAGAUAUUCACAUGUGAAGCCUGAGUACGUCUCAUGCAUACCUUACAUACAAGAACACGUAUGUAGAUCAUAUCUUACAUAGUAUAUACAUUUUAACACACACACACUGUACACGUCAUGCUUGACAGCGUAAGUGAGUCAUGGAAGCUCAUUGAAAUGCAUUCUCACAUGUCCAUGUGGCACAGCCAGCCAGCGCAAUUGGUGUCAAGUGACCAUGGGGUGCAUGUAUAAAGGCACGCCAUCUGGUGGUGUGGAGGUGUAAUGCUAUAGCCUGGUCCCAGAUCUAGUUGUGCUGUAUUAACCAACUCCUAUCCUGAUCUUAGACCAGGCUAUAGUAAUACCACUGAGGCCACUGAGUAACAGGAUGUUAUUAUUGGUUGACGAUCUUACUAGUGUAAGAUACACACAGGUAUUAAUGUCUUUGGCAGAACAAGCUGUGAUUUUUGGAGAGAAUCUGUGACCAAGUCAGUUCAUUUUUAUUAAGCAAUCUACAUGACAUAACUGCUUCUGUAACACAGCAUCUUUGAACACAAUCUACAUGACAUAACUGCUUGUGUGACACAGCAUCUUUGAACACAAUCUACAUGACAUAACUGCUGGUGUGACACAGCAUCUUUGAACACAAUCUACAUGACAUAACUGCUGGUGUGACACAGCAUCUUUGAACACAAUCUACAUGACAUAACUGCUAGUGUGACACAGCAUCUUUGAACACAAUCUACAUUACAUAAUUGCUGGUGUGACACAGCAUCUUUGAACAGAAUUUACCUGAGGCUUCUUUAGAUAACAGGGACACACACACACACACACACACAGCUAUCGUUUCCCUUUCCAUUCACCACUCCAGGUGCAGUGUAAUCUAUUUAGUUUUUUUUUUAUCACUUUGGCACAUUUUUCAGAUGUAAAGUGGUAUAUUUUCUAAGCUCUAUGUACAAAACUCUAAACUGAUAACACGUGUAAUGCCUCCUGUCUUAUGUUCAGAACUUUUGAUUGUGCAUUCAUUGAGGUUGCACAUCUUUCACCCCUGGGUCUUUCAUGCCAAAUCAAAGUUUUCCAUAAAAUACAACAUUUACUUUAGUCGCCAAUACAUCAGAUAAUGAUAGGCUCACCAUUUAGUAAUUUUAACUAACAUUUAAAACCAAUAGCAAAGAAUACAAGAUGCACAUUGUAAAAACUGUUAUUUUUGAAGUACUGGUUAGAAAGAAUAGUAGAAUGUAAAUAUAAUUUUCCAUACAGAAUUUGACUAUAACUUGACAUGCAAAAUUUUAGUUGCAUUAUCCUUACACAGUACAUACAGUACUACAGUACAUAGGUCAAAUAAUCAGAUAUAGUGGUAUUUUAAAGCCGUCGGCUACGGUAAAAACGUUACCACGGUGUUGUAUGCCAUUUCUGCCCCAUGGAAAAUUGUACAAUAUCACCUUUUCUACGUGACUUGUCAACUGACACAGUAUCACCUGUCUCUGCUUGACAUUCAUCAGCUUAAUGUAUCAAUGAAAUUCAGAUACUGGCUGGAAUGUAUUGUUAUAUACUGUAUAAUCCCAGGUAUUUCAGCAGUGCAUUGUACACUACGCUAUAAUGGUAGCACAUAGGGAGUCUUUCCACUUUGUCCUAUUGAAGCACACUGGCUGAUGGAGAAUGAGGAUGUAGUAUUUACAGCCACAUCCAUACAUGAUUUGAAAUUGACAAUGUUCAGCAGUUAUCAAGCUAUACACGUUAGCUAGGCACUACAUCAUGUUGGUUCAGUGGUGAGCAGUUUGAUUAAGUAAUAGUUAAUUGUAUUGUUUGCAAAAUCAUAUCAAAAGUAAAGUGAAUAUUGAGUUUUGAAAAGCAGAUACUUAUAUUGAAUAUGCAUCCGAAUUGAAAGAGUGAUUCGGUGCAGUGAACACUGAAUUUGAAAGUGAAAGUGACACUGAAUUUGAUCAGUGCUCAGUCGAUGGAAAAUGUGCUUAGAGUUUUGAAAUAUGAGCCAUUUUGAUGAUCUGUUUAGAUUUCUGUGCUUAGUUGUGAAAAUAUACCACAGACUUGUGAAAAUUGCACCAAACGGGUUGAAAAAAAACUGACUUGGUAUUACCAUUGUGAAAGUGGCGUCAGUUAGUGUGUGACAAACAGUCAAGGAAUUCAUUGUCCAUAAAACCUGGAACAUUUAUUACACAAUCACAUUGUCACAUUAGCCUACUGCAGUUUUACAACUGUUAAAUUCACCUUUUAAGGAAGGAGGCGUGACGUUUUAUCAUUUUAUUUCAUCUCAGUACACUACACUCCGUUGGGUAACUGCUGUUUUUUGUUGAGUUCAGGUAGUUUCCUCAACAGCAAUACGGUUGAUUCAUCCACAACUGAAAUAUAUAUUUUAAUUUAGUACAAUGGUUAGACUUAAAGCUAAAAAUAGAAUUUGUUGGUUACAUCAGUGCUGUCUUUCAUUGUGUCUAUGUUAUGAACUACGGUUAUGGUGGGCUUUUAGUUUCACUGUUUUACAGUCUCCAUGUUUGUAGUUUUUCAUCGUCUUGACCGAGAUGGUGGUUUUUGGUGGUUUUAUUAAGAGAAAAAGAAAAUGUUGAAUGACAAAAAUACAAACGCUAAUAAAACAGUUAUUUUUUUGCCUUAAACUGUACAUUUUGGGAACAGGGCUUUAAAAAUGACAGUUUCUGUAUUUAUCAUUACUUUUUAAAAUCUCUUGUAUAUAUGUUAUGUAUUAUUUUAAGGUAAAUUUGACUGGAAUGCACUCUUUUUUAUUUUUUUUAUUUUUACAUUUAAGAGCUAAUAGAAAACAUACACACAUUGAUACACAAUUUAAUUAUGUUGAUUAUCCCAUUUCUUUGAGACAUUAUUAUCAUAUCAAUAUACAAAAACACACAAAAUGUACAGUAUGUGACCCAAGUUACCACAUUUAUGAAUUAUUUAUUCAUUAAAGCAAUGGCAAGAAUACAACCACACACACAAAGCAGUGAGUGAUAUAGGCAAAUGUAUCCACUGACAAUACUGUAAGAAAUUGUCAUUUUGUUCCUCCAAACGUGUUAAUUUUUAAAGUGAUGGGAUUUACACUUUUUGAAAGCAGCCUGUAAGGCAACUCUGUCCCCAAGGCUGAUGUUUAACCACUCUGCCCCCAAGGCUGAUGUUUGACCACUCUGCCCCCAAGGCUGAUGUUUAACCACUCUGCCCCCAAGGCUGAUGUUUGACCACUCUGCCCCCAAGGCUGAUGUUUAACCACUCUGCCCCCAAGGCUGAUGUUUGACCACUCUGCCCCCAAGGCUGAUGUUUGACCACUCUGCCCCCAAGGCUGAUGUUUAACCACUCUGCCCACAAGGCUGAUGUUUAACCACUCUGCCCACAAGGCUGAUGUUUAACCACUCUGCCCCCAAGGCUGAUGUUUGACCACUCUGCCCCCAAGGCUGAUGUUUAACCACUCUGCCCACAAGGCUGAUGUUUAACCACUCUGCCCACAAGGCUGAUGUUUAGCCACUCUGCCCCCAAGGCUGAUGUUUAACCACUCUGCCCCCAAGGCUGAUGUUUGACCACUCUGCCCCCAAGGCUGAUGUUUGACCACUCUGCCCCCAAUGCUGAUGUUUAACCACUCUGCCCCCAAGGCUGAUGUUUAACCACUCUGCCCACAAGGCUGAUGUUUAGCCACUCUGCCCCCAAGGCUGAUGUUUAACCACUCUGCCCCCAAGGCUGAUAUUUAACCACUCUGCCCCCAAGGCUGAUGUUUGACCACUCUGCCCCCAAGGCUGAUGUUUAACCACUCUGCCCCCAAGGCUGAUGGUUAACCACUCUGCCCCCAAGGCUGACGGUUAACCACUCUGCCCCCAAGGCUGACGGUUAACCACUCUGCCCCCAAGGCUGACGGUUAACCACUCUGCCCCCAAGGCUGACGGUUAACCACUCUGCCCCCAAGGCUGACGGUUAACCACUCUGCCCCCAAGGCUGACGGUUAACCACUCUGCCCCCAAGGCUGACGGUUAACCACUCUGCCCCCAAGGCUGACGGUUAACCACUCUGCCCCCAAGGCUGACGGUUAACCACUCUGCCCCCAAGGCUGACGGUUAACCACUCUGCCCCCAAGGCUGACGGUUAACCACUCUGCCCCCAAGGCUGAUGGUUAACCACUCUGCCCCCAAGGCUGAUGUUUGACCACUCUGCCCCCAAGGCUGAUGGUUAACCACUCUGCCCCCAAGGCUGAUGUUUGACCACUCUGCCCCCAAGGCUGAUGGUUAACCACUCUGCCCCCAAGGCUGAUGGUUAACCACUCUGCCCCCAAGGCUGAUGGUUAACCACUCUGCCCCCAAGGCUGAUGGUUAACCACUCUGCCCCCAAGGCUGAUGUUUGACCACUCUGCCCCCAAGGCUGUUUAACCAGAGGAUGAGAGUCUCACAGGCUACUUUCAAGACAUCUUUGGGCAGAUUGCUAUGCCCGUACAGAAAAACCACAUGAUUUCUUAUGUGGAACAUUUCACGUGUCUUCACAUGUUGUCACGUGUUAUCACAUUAACGUCUCAUACGAUCACGCGAAAACGUGCGUUUUUGGAACACUUCACGUAAUUCUGUGAAAUUCAUGUGGUUUUGGAACAUUAUAUGUGAAAUUCAUGUGUGUUUUUUCAAUAAGGGUGGUACUGUGAUAAUGAUACUUUUCUGUUGACCUCUCUACUAUUGACUUGAUACACUAUUCUCACAUGAUGGGAACCAUGUUACAUAUUGUAUGUCUGUGAGAAUGAAUGGUACUGUACACUAUUGAAAUAAAGGGUUUUUGUCUCAUGUAA
Salvelinus fontinalis (brook trout) is the source of this 9273-nucleotide messenger RNA. RefSeq names its product galactose-3-O-sulfotransferase 2-like. Gene Ontology annotation, biological process: glycolipid biosynthetic process. The transcript is spliced from 6 exons. Lineage: Eukaryota; Metazoa; Chordata; Actinopteri; Salmoniformes; Salmonidae. Gene Ontology annotation, cellular component: membrane. Bases 373 to 1923 code for a protein of 516 amino acids. Gene Ontology annotation, molecular function: galactosylceramide sulfotransferase activity. The record is from RefSeq and is a predicted model, not a curated record.